GUAUUCCUGUUUUAAAGUGCAGCUCUUUCAAGUGAGCGGGUUACAUGUUUCACAAGCUUUGAAAAGGCCCAAACAAGUUAAAUGGUCACCUUUAUUUACAGCUGCGGGACUAGGUAUUAGAUCUCUUCCAGGAAGAAAAUUUGAUUAAUGGCUCUUUUCCAGAGUGGGGACAAUUGAAGACUUUUAUUCCGCAGAGCGUGAAAUGUGCCUCUUCCUGCCGAGGGGCCUUCUCCUGGCCGCGGCUCCUGGGGCGAUUUCCAGCCUCAGGUGUCUCUCGCCGCGGGCCGGGCCGCUCUCGGGGCGGGCGUCCGGGACUUCCUGUCUGGGCGCGGGGCGGAAGGAUCGCGUUGCCAGUGGAGGCGGCCGCCGCCGCCGCCCCUGCCGUUAGGUGGUGGGGUUUCUCAGCCCGGCGGCGGGAGGCGGGCCGGCCUCGGCUUCCUGUCGGAGGACGCGCAAGGAUCUGGGCGUCUGAGUGUGAGCGAGUGCGUGAGUGUGUGUCGGUCGCACGGCGUGUCUUCGGCCGCGGGUUCCGCCUCCUCCCCUGCCGCCGCUGCUCACGGUGUAAGUCAAUGUGAAGCAGCAGCUCCAGCCCCGGGAUAAACAUGGCGACGUCUCUGCAUGAGGGACCCACGAACCAGCUGGAUCUGCUCAUCCGGGCUGUGGAAGCAUCAGUUCACAGCAGUAAUGCCCACUGUACAGACAAGACCAUCGAAGCUGCCGAAGCCCUGCUUCAUAUGGAAUCUCCUACCUGCUUAAGGGAUUCAAGAAGUCCUGAAUUUAUCCAUGCUGCUAUGAGGCCAGAUGUCAUUACAGAAACUGUAGUGGAGGUGUCAACUGAAGAGUCUGAACCAAUGGAUACCUCUCCUAUUCCUACUUCACCGGAUAGCCAUGAACCAAUGAAAAAGAAAAAAGUUGGCCGUAAACCAAAGACCCAGCAAUCACCAAUUUCCAAUGGGUCUCCUGAGUUAGGUAUAAAGAAGAAACCCAGAGAAGGAAAAGGAAACACAACCUACUUGUGGGAGUUUCUUUUAGAUCUACUUCAAGAUAAAAAUACUUGUCCCCGUUAUAUUAAGUGGACUCAAAGAGAAAAAGGCAUUUUCAAACUCGUGGAUUCAAAGGCUGUCUCUAAGCUUUGGGGAAAGCAUAAGAACAAGCCAGACAUGAACUAUGAAACUAUGGGACGAGCUUUGAGAUAUUAUUACCAAAGGGGUAUUCUUGCAAAGGUUGAAGGACAAAGGCUUGUAUAUCAGUUUAAGGAUAUGCCCAAAAACAUAGUGGUCAUAGAUGAUGACAAAAGUGAAACCUGUAAUGAAGAUUUAGCAGCAGCCACUGAUGAAAAAUCGUUAGAACGCGUGUCGCUGUCUGCAGAAAGUCUCCUGAAAGCAGCAACCUCUGUCCGUGGUGGGAAAAACUCAUCUCCUCUAAACUGCUCCAGAGCAGAGAAGGGUGUAGCUCGAGUUGUGAAUAUCACUUCCCCUGGUCGUGAUGCUUCAUCCAGGUCUCCUCCGACUACUGCGUCUGUAUCAGCAACAGCAGCUCCAAGGACAGUGCGUGUGGCAAUGCAAGUACCUGUUGUAAUGACAUCGUUGGGUCAGAAAAUUUCAACUGUGGCGGUCCAGUCAGUGAACACAGGUGCGCCGUUACUCACCAGUAGUCCAACGACAGCAAGCUCUCCAAAGGUAGUUAUUCAGACAAUCCCUACUGUGAUGCCAGCCUCUGCUGAAAAUGGAGACAAAAUCACCAUGCAGCCUGCCAAAAUUAUUACCAUCCCAGCUGCACAGCUUGCACAGUGUCAGCUGCAGACAAAGUCAAAUCUGACUGGGUCAGGAAGCAUUAACAUUGUUGGAACCCCACUGGCUGUGAGAGCACUUACCCCUGUUUCCAUAGCCCAUGGUACCCCUGUAAUGAGACUAUCAGUGCCUACUCAGCAGGCGUCUGGCCAGACUCCUCCCCGAGUUAUCAGUGCGGUCAUAAAAGGGCCAGAGGUCAAAUCAGAAGCGGUGGCAAAGAAGCAGGAACAUGAUGUGAAAACUUUGCAGCUGGUAAAAGAAGAAAAACCAGCAGAUGGAAAUAAGACAGUGACCCACGUAGUGGUCGUCAGUGCGCCUUCGGCUAUUGCCCUUCCUGUGACUAUGAAAACAGAAGGACUAGUGACAUGUGAGAAGUAAGCUAGCAGCUCUGCCGUGGACUAUAGACUGUUAGUGAUAGUACUAACAUGAGUAUUUGCAAGGGGUGUCAAGAAAAGUCAAAAGAAGACUUUAAAACAUUUUUAAUGCUUCUAAGAAAACAAUCAAAUUUACUGGAAAUAAAUUACCUAUCCCAUGUUUCAGUGGGAAAUGAACUACAUAUUGAGAUGCUGACAGAAAACUGCCUCUUACAGUCGAAAACAACUGAACCCGUCAAUAACAUAAAGGAUUGAAAGGGACCAAGCAACUCACUACAAUAUCAAGUUACACUAAGACUUGGAACACUAACAUUCUGUAAGAGGUUAUAUAGUUUUCAGUGGGAGGGGUUGGGAUGGGUGAUUUCAUUGUUACAUAUAGCAAUUUUUGAUGCAUUUUAUAUGCAUACCAGCAAUUAUUACUGUGUUCACACAGAACUCACUUAACUGGUGCUAUGUGAAGACUCUGCUAACAUAGGUAUUUUAGAAUGUGAAUUGAAGAAUGGAUCCAAAAGCUUCAGAAAGAGGAUAGCAAAAAAAGAUCUAGUGCGAUUUUUUUUUUUUUAUAUCAUAUAGCUUAAGCUGAUUUAAAACAAAGGCCUUAGACUAAUUUUUGGUUUUCUUUAUUGAAAUAAGCUAAUGGCUUGUUUGUGUAAAGCUUUUUUUAUUAAAAGAAAAAAUUUUAAAAAUCUUGUACCUAGCACAGUAUUGUUAUAGAAUUUACAUGUAACAUUUUAUAUGGUAGUUUAAGUCUGUCAGUUUCUUAAUUGUGGACAAAUUAACAGUUGGUUCUGGCCUUUUGCUGUAACACGCCUGUGUCACUCACUUAGCCCUGGCAUCUGUGCAGACAUGUCAGUCUCAGUUCUACUGUCACUUGGAAGUUAAGGCUCAGCAUGAAUUUUUGUCAGGUAACUCUAAUACCUGGAGUUUUCUUUCUUUCUUCCUUUUUUUUUUUUUUUAGUUGAAGUUUAAGAGGGAAAGUACCAGUGUUCAGAUUUGAACUAUAAUAGUUUGUAUAUUCAACAUUUGAAGUAUAUUCUAUUUUGUUGUACUCUUGUUUCAAAGUGUAUUCAAGUAGGUUUUCUGAAAUAUAGAAAUGAAAUUUAUCUUGCGUUUUGUCCUCUGGUGAUAUUUAUGACAAUAUUCAAAAGCUAGUAUAGAGGCAUUAUUUUAGUUAAGUAAUGAAGUCCUAUUUCUCCUUCCCAACUGCUGCAUAAGAAAUUCGACUUGUUUUGUUCCAUUAUAUUAAUAUUUGGCAAAUAUCUAUCUGCAUGUUACCACUUCCUUUCUAAUUACUACCUACCAUAACAAAUUUACUAUUUUAAUGUUGGCCACACUUAAAGAAUUUCUAUUAUAGAUGAAAUCAGACCAUUUGUUUCACAGCCAGAUUUUUUGAGGGUUAGAAAGAAUGAGUAACAUUCUCGCCCUUUUACAAAUUAGGAAGUGGAGGUACCAGAGGGAUUAGAUGAAUUUACUAAUUUCGCACCAAACUAGGUCCUGAGACUCCACAUCUUAAUGCUCUUUCUAUUUACUACAAAGAAAAGUUGUCUAUUUUUACAUCUUUUAGAGAUUUAAAUAAACUGAUACUUAAUAUUUUGUGGCCUUUAAUUGUGCAUUUCAUCAGAUGCUACUUAGAUCGACAGAUUUUUAUAACAACUCCCUUUGUUAAUCUUUUAUCUUUUCCGUAAAUAUACCUGAUGGGACUUUUUAAUAAAAAAGCUCAAAGAAAAACUCACCUGAUUCUUACCCCAUUAGAGAGUUAAUCUCAAAUUCUACCUCCUCUCAAAACAUUUCCUAAAUAUUUCAGCUUUCAGAAUUGUACUAUGUGCUGUGGCACUUAAUUGUAUUGUCCUUUUGUGCACUGUGGUUUCAUUUGUUGAGUCAUGUCUUCCAUAGUACUUUUCUCGGGCAGCGAUUAUAGAUUACCUACACCCCUCCCCAAGUGCUGAGUGUAUUAGAUACAGACAUGUAUUGAUUUUGGUAACAUUUGCUAAGAACAUAAGUCACAUUCUAUGGAGAAUAGCUAAAGAAACUUGAAUUUUAGGGAAUUCUUUCCCCCAGGCUGUAUUAAUUGGUUCUAAUUAGGUUCCAAGCCAAGGCUACCUAGCUUACCUCCACCACUCUACCUCAACAUUUUACUGCAUCUCUUUCAGAAUAAGUACGCCUGUGGUCUAGAUACGGAAGCGUACAUGUUGACAGUGUGUACUGAUGGAAUGUUCUAGUGGUUGACAUGAUCAGUGGUAUGGCUUUUAAUCCGAACCCUUCUAAACCAUAAAUUUUAUUUCCUUUUUGUGUCCAGCAUAUUGGAGAAGAACCACCCGGCAAUGGCUUGAUGCCACUCCAUUUUCCAGCCUCACCAGGCUUUUGAACAAUGAUCAGCAGCCUGUCCACUUACUCCUUAGGUCAUCUUCCAGCAACAAUUCCAGCCGUCACCACCCCGCUCACCAAAUGAGCAGUAUACCUCUUUACAGAGAACAUGGAGCUCAUGAGCUGUCAACUCCCUCCAUUUCUGGAACCCUUGCUAUAAGACCAUGUACUUAUUUCAUCAUCCACCCUCACCACCAGUCUCCAGAAGGAGGCAGGUGUGGCGCCUUCUUGUACCAGCAUUUCUUCCCCCUUUCACACCUACUUGUUUCCUUGUUCCAAGAAUAGCGCAUCCUUUCUUCAGUAGCUUGCAGUAUGAAUUCUGGCUUAGAGAGAAACAGUUCUUGUUGAGGUCUCCAAUAACCCAAUAAUCAAAUCAAAACAGGUGCUCUGUUUUUUCCCCACACAAUCUUGUGGCUCAGCCUUCUUAAAAUUCUCCUUUGAUUUUCCAUAACAUCCCUCCUGGUUUACCUCCUGCCUGACCAACUCUUUUUAGGUGACUUUGCUUUCCCGUUUAAUGUUAGUACUUACCAAGAUUCGGUCUAUGGAGCUCUAUUCCUCAUCGAGUAGUUGUAAGAAUUAAAUGAGUUAAUUUAAAUUUGUUAAGGGUUCAGAACCAGUGUCUGGCAUAUAGCAAGCACUCUAUUAAAUGUUUACUAUUAUGAUUUCACCUCAACAAAAUUGUUUAUCUCACCUAAUGCAUGUGGUUUUUACUACCAACUGUAUUGUUCUAGACGUGGUCUUAGAUGGGUUUAUCUAAUUGCCGACUGGCUACUUCCUCCUGACUGUCCAGUUGAACUCUCUUCCGUCUAAAACCUGUUCCUUAGCUCUUAGCUCAGUAAAUGACGGUACCAUCAACCCAUUACUCCUUCCCCUCCGUCACCUUCCCCUUACUUACUGUGCUCUUCCCUGUGGCCUCCCAGGACUCACAACCCCCAACAUCUUGCCUUCAGCUGAAGGUGGUAUUUAAGGUGGUGACCUCAGCUAUUUUGGCAAGGGAACUUUUUCUGGUGUCUUUCUCAUGUAUACAGGAGGUAUACAUGUUAUAUUAAACUUUUGUUUUUCUCCUGUUAAUCUGUCUUGUAUUACAGGGAUGUCUCAACCAAGAACCUAAAAGGAUAGAGGGAAAACUCUUCCUUCCCUACAGAGCAAUAAGCUCUGUAUACACCGUAGCGCCUAGGUGUGAGUAGGGUGUACCAUCUCAGCUUGUGUAAGUAUGAUGUCACAGGAUGAAAUCCCGUUUCUGCAUUUCUCAGAACGCAUCCCUAUCAUUAAGCGGUGUGUGACUAUUGGACAAUAUUUGACAUCCAGACAUUACAUUCUCAUCCAGAUACGCUUGCUUAAGGCUGUUGUGAUGAUCUCUUUUCAGGUUGGUGUACUUUGGGGUAGGUAAACAAUAUUUAAUGCCUUUACUUAAAAGUAUUCUAAUCAAUAUUGUUUCUCAACAUGCUUACCAUUAGUGAUGCUAAGAUUUGAACCAAACAGUACAGAUGUUCUUUCUGCUUGACGUACCUUCCAGGUAGUCUUAAGAUAGUACGCAUGUCUACAAUGGACUGAAAACCUCAUUUGUUUCUAACGUGGUUCCAAUGCAGAGUACUUGGGUGAAGCCUUUUGGGGAACUCUCACUUUGGCGCUGAGGGGUACCAGGCAAGCACAGCAUAGACGCCUUAAAUGUGCAGCUGUAGAUCCAGCUCAGUCCGCUUUAAAACUGAGGGCCUCCGUGUAAAUAGUGUGGGCACCACAUUUAACAGUAUUGAAAGAUCAAAUCUAUCCCAGAUUCUUUUUGGAUUAAAAAAACAAGACAUUAGAAGUCUAGUU
Messenger RNA from Rhinolophus ferrumequinum (greater horseshoe bat), 6343 nucleotides. It is a transcript of the gene ELF2, whose product is annotated as E74 like ETS transcription factor 2. NCBI's taxonomy places the organism in Eukaryota, Metazoa, Chordata, Mammalia, Chiroptera, Rhinolophidae. Gene Ontology annotation, biological process: cell differentiation; regulation of transcription by RNA polymerase II. The transcript is spliced from 7 exons. The record is from RefSeq and is a predicted model, not a curated record. Gene Ontology annotation, cellular component: nucleus. Gene Ontology annotation, molecular function: sequence-specific DNA binding; DNA-binding transcription factor activity, RNA polymerase II-specific. Bases 603 to 2168 code for a protein of 521 amino acids.